AUGGAGUUUUGGGAACUCCUUUCACUUGCUGGGGAGGGGUUAAUGGGGGUAGAUUUUGAAGUAUCAGUGAGAGCAGGAGGUAAGGAAUUUUUCUCGCCUCCAUUAAUGUCUGGAACAUUAAUGAUGGGGCAAGGACCCAUGAUAGGAGAUAAGGCUGGAGAUCAACGAGAAGAGAAAGAAGGAAGGUGGAAAGAGGGGAUCGAAGGGGAAGAAGAGGAGCAGGGGAUGGCCAUGUCUGCUAGUAGUGGAAGAUGGGAGGCUGGUGGUGGUGGGUUUGGCUUGGACUGGUGA
Messenger RNA from Ilex paraguariensis (yerba mate), 291 nucleotides. The record is from the annotation of a GenBank genome assembly. Lineage: Eukaryota; Viridiplantae; Streptophyta; Magnoliopsida; Aquifoliales; Aquifoliaceae.